UGUGUCAAGUAAACGUCAAAAAUGUAAACACGAGUAAACAUAAGUUUAAGAUAAAUGUGAAUGUGAUUUUACUCUAAUUGGAAUAUUUUUUUAAUUAAUUUGCAAAUAAGUGCAGUGACAUGGCGACGCAGGAGAAACUACUAAAGUCCUUGGAGGCUCUGAGACUGCUACUGAACUCUAACCAAGCUUUAGAUCCAGUGAAAAAGAAGGAGAAGAUUCAGCACUGUAAUAUCAUUGUUGAGGCUAUGAUGAAUCCCACUAUAAAGAUUGCUAAGAACUUCAACACUUUCCUGAGUUUUGCCAUGGAUGUUCUCUUACAGUUGUGUGAUGAUCCUGAGUCUGAUGUCAGGAUGACAGCUGAUGAGUGCCUGAAUAAGAUCAUCAGAGCAAUGGGUAAUAGCAGUAUUACCAAGAUCCAAAUAGAAUUGCACAAGGAAAUUAAAUCUAAUGGAUCAGCUAGGUCUUUGAGAGCUGCUCUAUGGAGAUUUGCACUGCUGGCUCAUCACAUAAGGCCACACAAGGGAAAACCAUAUGUCAUUAAUUUGGUCCCUUGCAUAGUGAAGAUUUUGGAGAGAACUGAAGAACUAGUCCAUGAGACUUUAGCUAACAGUAUGGGAAAUAUAAUGAAGACACUUGGAUGUUUCACUAUGGAUAGAGAUAUCAAGUGUAUACUGGAUGCAUGUUUGAAGAAUGUGAAAAAUUCUCAGUCUGCGGUAAUUCGAAGGACGUCCUCAAGUUGUAUAUUAAGUGUGUGCCUGAAUUGUAGAAAACCAUACAUCUACCUUUCCUAUGUUCUAAAUAAUUUAGUUGAUUAUUUAAUACCCGUCCAGGAAAGCCACGCCACUUUCAUGAUAAUAGGCGUUUUCGGUUGUCUGAAAGCAAUAUUGCCAAAGCUGAAGAGUUUCGAGAAGGAGUCGAGAAUGAAUAAUUACAAUUUCUCAAGCAGAAAAGACGCCAUCGAUAAAUCAGUGACAGUCGAUCGAUUUCUACAGAUAUACGAACUGUCUUUGCAUUAUUCCUCGCACGGUGAUCACAACAUUGUGAACGCUUCGCUAGAGACGUUGAACACGCUUUUUCAAAAUUGUACAAAGCAAUUUAAGGCGGCUUUAGUUAAUCAAGAUGGCCUCAAAUGUAGCAAAAUCGUUGCGGAAAGUGCCAAAAUUAAAAUGCGAUCGCCUAGUCAAUUGAGCGUAGCUACCACGCUAGUUUCGGAAGACAAUUUACCUUUGGAUGUGGAGCUGUUUGAUAACUUCAAAUCGGAAGAUAUUGAGAAGUGGAUAGACGAAUCCAAAUUGUCCGUCAUCAAUGUGAAUUACGUUAAAGAUGAUAAAGCGGGAAAUUUCUGCGACUCGAUAGAUGGUACCAUCAACAGUGCCAACGAUAAGAGCAAGUGUUUUGAUUAUUCCAAUAUUACCAUCGGUACUCUUAAUGAUUUGUACGCGGAUAGCUUGAAGAGCGAGAGUAUUGUUGAGCACAUGGACAAACUAGUCUUGAGUGAGGGAUCUUCUGAAAAAAGUAGCUCUUUGAAGGCCGACGAUAAAUCAACAAGUUUAUUAGAAGAUGUACCUUUAGAUAUCGACGUUGGGGAUUUUUUGGAUAAAGCAGUGCCUUUGAUUUAUUGUGGUCGUUUAUUAACGAAGCAAUUCUUGUUGAACGGUGUGCCUGGAAAAUUAAUUCCCGAUAAGAAAGUGCGAGUUUCCACAAAGAAUCUUGCAUUAACAUGCCUUUCGAGCAUCGUACAAAUAUACCCGCAAAUAGUUGUUGUCCAUUUGGAUCGGAAAGUCACGACCCAGAGGAUAAGCGAUGUAUUGAUUUUUGCAAAUCACGGAGAUCCUCAGCUGAGGGGCCAAGUGCGUAUCCUCAUUUCCAAUUUCAUCAGAGCCGUUUUAGUAUUGAGCAACGGCGAUUAUCAAUGUUGGAUCGACGAUAUUUGCAGUCUGGAUUGCUUCAAAUUAUCGAAUUUGAUGGAAAUGCUUUUAAAAGGAUUGAAAGACGAAUCAUCAACUUGCAGUCGGCAAUCUUUAGUUUGUUUGAACAAUUUUCUGCGAUUGCUAUUGGAUUCAGAGUUAUGUGUUGAGGCCUGGCCCAUUUUGAAUUACCUUCCAAUUUUAGCGCAGGAUCCAUAUUGGUUGGUUAAGGUGAAAUUAGUAGAGGUCAUUUCCGAAUUGGAGUACGUAACCAUAGCACACGCAUUUCCCACUUCGCAGUAUCAAAACAAAGUGGUUUUUAAUAUUCUAUUUGAGCUCAUCAAGGACGAAGAUCAGCGUGUUCGUUUAGCAGCAUCAAAUGCUAUAGUCUCGGUUAUACCAAAAUUGUAUUUCAAACAUCAUUAUCCUAAUGACUCUACGGUUACGUUCAAGGCUGUCUCUUACCGAAAUACGUAUAUCCCACGAUUAUUUAGUGGAGAGAUAGAUGGUAACAUCAACAAGAAACACUUCGUCGAAAGUAUGCCAUUUCCAUAUAAUACGGCUUCCAAAAAAUUGAAUAUCAUCGAAAUAUCGUUAGGAAAAAUCAUCACCAAAUUGUUUCAAUACUUAUUAACAACAACUUCGAAAUAUUAUAUUUACGGCUGUAUAGAGACUUUGAAUGCUUUGAGCUUCAAAUUUCCAACGAGUGUGUAUAAAAAGGCUUGGAGCUGUUUUAAGACGAUUUCGGUAACGAAGCAGCGGCAGAUAUUCCAGCGAAGCAACUCCAUUGGAGGAAUCGCAUCUCCAAUAGAGGAAUACUUCAUAAGCAGUUCCGCGGAUCUACUAAACGUUACAGUUCAUCUUUUGACGAACGGAAUCGUUUGCUAUGAUCUUAAUUGCCAUUUGAACUUGAUCACUUUGGCUGGAAAUCUCUUUGCAGGUAAAUGGCUGGAGAAUAUGAAAGCUCCGGCCGAUUUGGGUUUGGAAGGAGCCAGGGAACAAUGGGAUUUAUUUGCUGACAAGACUUUGGCGCAAAUGUCCGAAGUAUUCUUGGUGCAUGUGAUCAAAAUGCUGAAUAUAUUUUCCCAUAUAAUCGACGAAUCUGUGCCAAAUUUACCUCAGAAUAAGCUUCCCAAUUUACCAUCGACCAGCAACUUGUCUCCCAUCAAGAGAAAGAAGAGCGACUUGGGCGAAAAGAAGAUACUUUCGCCGAGCAAAACGCCUGACAAGGAAGAUAAAAAGGUCGAUUCUAAAGUUAAUGCAAUGGGAUAUUUCGCCAAUUCUCCGCAUUACAUGAAGUUCUACGAUAUUUUGAAAGUCGCUUACAAUAAUUACAAGAUCACAUUGGAGUCUGAGGCAUCGGAAAACUUCCUAAGUUUACUGAAGAGUACUCUAAACACUUUCUCGCAAAUCCUGGAGGUGGCAACCUUAACAGAAAUAGGAAGAAUCGCUGAAGAGAUUUUGCUGUAUUUAAAAUCCAUUUUCCACCUGGAUUCGGCAUCAACUGUAUUAUGCGUGCAGCAAUUACUGAAAAGCCUAUUUGGCACAAAUUUGAGCUCGGAUUCCGAUGUAAUUUUGACGUACUUGAAUCAAAAUUCUCAAAGCGGAGAGAAAGAAGGCAAUUUCGGAUUUUACUAUCGUGCCGCACAAAUACCAUUUGAAUCGAUUGGAAAUUGCGUAAGCGCUUUAAAUACUGUUGGAAAAGUGGACUGUGAUGGUGAUAGCACAGUAAUGGGUUACUUGCAUCGAAAAGAGAAUAAGAUUGGAGCGAACAAAGGUUCGGAUAGAAUACUUGCCAAUUACAUAAGGAUUUUCGAACCGAUGGUUAUCGAAUCUUUAAAGCAUUACACGAUUACCAGUAAUGUUCAAUUGCAAUGCCAAGUUCUUCAGUUGUUGGGGCAAUUGGUGCAGUUGAGGGUGAAUUAUUGUUUGCUUGAUUCCGAGCAGAUUUUCAUAGGUUUCGUUUUGAAGCAAUUCGAAUUCAUCGAAGAGGGUCAAAUUAGUUUAUCUGAAGAAUUGAUACCGAAAAUUUUCCAAUUUUUGGUUCAUUUAUCCUACGGCAAACAACAUUCGAAGAGUAUCAUAGAUAUUCCGAAGAUCAUUCAACUAUGCGAUGGUUUAAUGGCGAGCGGACAAUCACCUUUGACUCAUUGCAUUCCUGCUCUGAAGCCGAUCGUUGAAGAUGUCUUCCUGUUAAGGAACAAAUCGAAUACACCGAAUUUUAAAGAUUUGGAAACCGCCAGGGAAUUUUUGGUUUCUAUGCUUUUACGUUUAUUGGAGUACGGCGAAAUCAUCGAUCUGUUCGUGCUUGUCUUGAACGAAAGCAAGUAUUGCGAUAAUUCGGAACGAUGGAUCAGAUUAUCGCGUCAAGUCUUCGACGUCUUUCUAUCAAUGCUUGAGCAGAAUAAAAUCAAAGUGGAUGAAGGCAAUUGCUUUGAGGAAAUCAUCAAACUGAUAUUCGCACUGCAUCCGAGCGCCUACAAAGACGUCGAUAAGAUACUCAUCAACUUAUUUGGAGAACCUCCUGUCCAAGAGGAUAAACAUUUAGUCCGUUAUUUAGGAAAGGUUUCUAUAUUGUUGUUGAUACUCUCCCGAAUGAAAGAAGACAAAUUGCUCUUGAGGAUCGCCGAUAAUCAAAUGGAGUUUGCACCGGAAAGCGUUUAUGUGCACAUCGUAGAACCCGAUCCUCUAAACGUUACCAAAAUCUGCGACGUUCUUUCUCACGUGCAACCGGAAGUUGUUUUGUUGCGUUUCCUGUUUCGCAUCGUGCACAUAUCUUUGAAUAAGUGCGUUGAAAUCGCGCAAAAUCAAGAGCACGAUUUCGUCGUGAAACAAUUCAGUUUCUUUUUGAUGUAUUGUUUGUACAUAUUCCAAUCAGGGAAUUAUACUAAAAUUACGAAAGUCGCGAUUGGAAUUUUCAACGAUAAAUUUGAUCCUUUGCAGGGGUCUUCCGAGAAGAUUCCGUUGGAGGAAAUCAAUAAGGGAUUUCUGAAAUUAAGAUUUUUCUAUCCAUUGCUUACUUUUCAAUGGUGCCACAUCUUGGCGUUGGUGAAUUACGACGACAAAAAGUUUUGGUCCUCCACUUUGAGAUUUGCUGAAAUUAAAGAUGCGCGGCUUCUCAAGAAACCAUCAAGUGUUAAUGAUGAUAUCGUUCGAAUCGGUUCCACUAUAGUUUAUGCAGAUUUUAUGAGCGAACAUUUACAGGAGGACAAAUUGUCUUGGUUCUUUAGAAACAAUAUAAUACUGUUGGUAAAUUUGUGCUCGGAGCCUCCGAUUGCCGAGCUGAUCAAUUCUAUGCAUCGCAAUUCCACCUCGAGUGGCUUGUUGAUUCACUCAAUCUCCACAAAAUGCCUCGAUAUUGAAGAACCUCAGUUCAAGAUGAACCUUUUGCAAUGCGUGGAGGGUGCACACAAAGCUCAAACUGGAAAUCUACUGAUGAUGUUAAUACCAAGAUUACUGGAAUGCAGGCAGCUGGCAGUUUCUAGAAACGUUAGCAAUUUGUUGUGCAGAAGGGUCGAACUUCUGUUAACAAUGAAUAAGAACGAGAUUGUAGGACAAUUGUCGAAAACUAAUUUAAAUGGAUUGAUGGAUGUUUUGGUUUCUUUGAACUUGACAAAAAAACACGAAAUGCUUGUGGGUCUUUUGAAUAAGUUAGCAACACUUUACUACGAUUCCCCUCCUUUAUGUUUAGACGAGAGGCGAGCAAUCAAUCUUAAUUGCAUCAAGAAACUCAAUAUUCACAAGGACUGGUAUAUAUCGAUAAUCCAAGGUCGAUGCGAAACUGCUAAUAAAGGAGUGGAAACUGCAGAACUUCUAAGUAAACUUUCUUAUGAAGAUGUUAGUAAUAUUUUACGUUCGAAGGGAUUUCCGAAAUCUGUGUUAAAAGAUUGUUUCAACUUUGGAGGCGAGGAGUUGCUGAAGGUCUGCAGCGAUUAUCUAUUUGCAGAAAUAAAGAGGAUCAGGGAAGCAAUGCCGACGCCUCAUCAAGUUUUCUUAGUGGAAGGACGGACUUCUAGUGCCAAUGAAACUAAGUAUAAAUCUAAUCUGUGCGAAUUGCUCGCGGAUGAAACAUUUUUGUCUUCUUUAAAGGAUAUUGUUUUGGCAGUUGAUGUGUUCGUGAGGUGUAAAGACUCGGGAAUACCAGAAUCGAGUCACGAAGAUUUCGCGAUUUUCAGUGUUGUAUGUCUUGAGCUAGCCGCGUUUUCUUACGAGAAUGAAACGGGGAUCGACGUCGGGUUUUUGAACGCUUGCAUAAGAUGCUGCGACGGUAUUCUGAAGAAUAAUAUUAUGUGCGCGAUUUUAGGCCAAGAUACGCAUCUUUCGCGGCUGUGUUCCGCGGUGAACUGUCUAUAUAAGUUAAUUCAUGAACUUCUAGUUAAUUCCGAGCCUCUGCCUACGGUCUUCUCUGAAAGCUUGGAGGAGACACUCGACGAUCCGGAAACCCGUGCAGCAGGUGAAUGCGUGCACCGGAUGUCCGUUCUUGUCACAUGGUUGCAAAAGGUUCGCAACCUGGAAGUAGAUAUACCUAGGUAUCUCUUCAUUAGCUUAAGAAGUAUUGUGAUAUCUUUGGGCAGAUUGCCAUUGGUGAACUCGUUUGUACUUACUCCGCCCACGGCGUGGAAGUGCGGGCUCUCCGUGAAAAUGACCGGUUUGUACCGUACUCAGGUCCCGCCGCUUCCCAUCGACUACCUCCAGGAAAUCGAGAUUUUAGAAGAAUUUAUAUUUAGGAUCACGUUGCUAGGUUGGUCUUCGCGGCAACAGUUCGAAGAAACAUGGAUGUGUCUCCUCAGCGUCCUCAGUGCCAAUCCCAAUAGCGACAGUUCAAUUGAAGAGAUCAACGCUAUUACACAUUCCACUAGUUUAGUAGUUCAAGCUAUAACAUCUCUCCUCCUGCAAACUCUAUACUAUCCCCGUCCAGGCAACAGUAACGUCUCCAAAUUCAUACACGUCUCCCGCGAUCGCGAAUUGCUGGAUCAUUCUACGAGUGUAUUGAAACUGAAGGAGCUGCAAGCAAGAUUCCAAGCGAAAAUGAUUGAGAAAAUGAAUGGAGACAUUUACAUACCUGACGUGUUCUCCAAGCCGAACCUGGAGAAGCAGACAUUUGGCUACUCGUACGGGCAAGUUUCUGUGGAAUAUUUGCAGUUAUCCAUUAAGAUCAUAGAGCUUAAAGAGGAUAGCGAAGCCGCCAAAGUUUAUCUGCAACGAGAAAAGGUGCUCUCGGAAAUCGGUUUGGAUCUGAAUUCGUGCUUACAAUUCCUCCUUGACCUCUACUCUCAAUGGAUCAAAUCCGAAGAGGUUCUGCCUUUGAGGCUACUCCAAGAAGUUGUUAAAUCAAUUCUCGCGAUAUCGGAUCUUUUCAGUGAAAGAUCAGAGUUCGUUUGGAUGCUGGAUAUAUUCUCUGAAUUAUCGAGAAACCACGCCGUAGAAGAUGAAAUCAUUCAUCAAUAUUUGGUUGUAGGAAUCUGCAAGGCUGUAUCGGUUUUAUCACCGGACAUGGAAUAUUUCGAGUUGGCCAAAAAAAUCAUCACGCAGUCUUUGAAAAGUGCGUUUAUCUCGGCUAGGAUUUCCAGUAUCCACGGUUUACUCUACAUCUUGCAAAUGGGUACAUCUCCAAAAACAACCACCGGUGCCAUUUCCGAGGAAAUGCAGAUCUUUCUUCCAAUAGCCAUCGAGUAUAUCCAGUGCCAUAUAAAUACAAACAAUAAUAUUUUGAAUCAAUCGCAAAACCACACUCUGCUGGUUUGGAGUUUAGCGUUUUACUUGAUAGAGAAUAUUGACUUUCCGCUUUUGGAUGCGGAAUUUGUGAAUAACGUUCUGUCCAACGUCUUGGCUUUGCUGUACGAUGCGAAGACCGUUAAAAAUAUAUACAUUCCAUUGUUAAAAGGUUUGGAAAGGUUGAUAAUAAGUAAGAGGCUUCCAAAGAAAAACACGGGAAUGAUAAUGCAGUUGGCUCUUGACAAGUUAAAGAAUGCUAAUCCUGUGGUGGCUCUUCCGGCUGCUCAACUUCUGUUUACUUCCAUGUAUAUAGAAUAUUCUGAUCAUUUGGAGAACUCUGAUGUCUCCAAUGGAUUGGUUCAGAGUAACCCUGAUCAUUUAGUACAAACAAUCGAAAAGAUUUCCGUGGUCUUCGAUAGAAUUAAGAAGGGUUUUCCGUUUGAAGUUGAAAUCUUGAGCGAAUCGUUGUCGACACUCCUGAACGAUUUCUUCUCGCCGGCCGACAUCUUGACUAAAGUGAUCAGCGAGUUUCUGUCGCCCCAGCAAAGGCAUCCGAUGCAAAUGAGCAAAGUCGUUUUCAAGAUCUUCGAGUACGCUAUUGAACAGUCACAGCUGUCACUCCUCCAAGAUUGGGUUGUGUUUAGUUUGACGAACUUUACGCAGUCGUUUUCGAUCGGAAUGGCGACUUGGUGUUUGACUUGCUUCUUCAUCUCUGCAAGCACGAAUGUCUGGCUUCGGAACAUCUUUCCGUACGUGCAGAAACGCAUCGGCAGAUACGAGUACGAGGAUAGGAAGAUCCUCUGCAUUGCAGGAUCAGAUUUCUACAAUAACUUAAGUAACGACGGUCAGAGAAAAACGUUCGUGGAUAGUCUGAUGAAAGUCAAAGAUCAGGUCGACAUGCCUUUCAACGAACUGUUGGGUUGUUUAUAAAGUUUGUCUAAACAUUAUUAUUAUUAUUAAAAUAUUGACUAAGUAUGAAUGUGUAAUAAAUGUAAAUA
This is a messenger RNA of Nicrophorus vespilloides, 8620 nucleotides long. RefSeq names its product huntingtin (gene htt). Gene Ontology annotation, cellular component: nucleus; cytoplasm. Lineage: Eukaryota; Metazoa; Arthropoda; Insecta; Coleoptera; Silphidae. The record is from RefSeq and is a predicted model, not a curated record. The coding region runs from base 120 to 8552 and encodes 2810 amino acids. The transcript has 27 exons.